GGCACGCACAAGCGCACAGCCACGGUGAGCAGAGAAGAAACGCAUCCACAGAAGGGACAAACGUCCGGAGCGGAUUCCACAUUCCAGUCUCGGUCUCGGUCCAUGGGCGCGGGAAAGGGAGGAGACGGCGGCGAGGCGGCGCCCGAGGCCGCGCAGCCCGUCGUGCUGAAGAUGAAACUGCAUUGCGCCGGCUGCGCGCACAAGGUCAAGAAGGCCAUCAAGCGCGUUCCCGGUGUGGACUCCAUCGUCACAGACGUCGCGGCGAACACGGUCGUCGUGGUGGGGACGGCCGACGCGGGCGCGCUCAAGGCGCGGCUCGAGGCCAAGACCAACAAGCCCGUGGAGAUCGUCUCCGCCGGCGGCGCCCCCAAGAAGCCUCCCGCCGCGGAGCCCAAGCAGGACGCCGGCGCCGGCGUCGGUGAGAAGAAGGGGGUCAAAAGCGCGAGCCCCAACGAGGAGGAGAAAGAGAAGGGGAAGAAGCAACAGGCGGAGGAGAAAGAGAGAGAGAAAGAGAAGGGGAAGAAGCAGCAGGUGGAGUCGGUGCUGCUCAAGAUCCGCCUGCACUGCGACGGCUGCGCCGACCGCAUCAGGCGACGCAUCGGCAAGAUCAAAGGCGUCAAGGAUGUGGUGCUGGAGGCCAAUGCCAAGGACGAGGUGGAGGUCACGGGCACCAUGGACAUACCGAACAUGGUCUCCUACCUCAAGGAGAAGCUCAACCGCGACGUGGAGGCCGUGGCGCUGCCCGUAAGGAAAGAGGGCGGCGGCAGCGAGGGCGAGGGUGAGGGCAAGGACGACAAGAAGCACAGCGGCGGCGGCGGCGGCAAGGACAAGGUCGCCGCCGGGGCAGCCGGCGACGACAGGAUGGACAAGGGCAAAGGGAUCGAGGCGUCGGCGGCGGGUCCGUCAACGGCGGCCGCCGCAGCGUACAUGUCUGCGCCGGCGGGGGCGAGCACGUACCACGUGGCUCCGCCGCACGGGUACGUUGCGUAUGAGCAGGCCCCGCCUCCCGCUAGCUACUAUCCCUACCCGUACUACGGCUACGGCAGUGGCGAUGGCAUGGGCCACGCCAACCCCUCCUACUACCAGCCGCAGCCGCAGCCGCAGCCCGACGGGAACCAGCAGCCGCAGGUGGCGUACCCGCCAUACCCGUACCAAUUCGACAUGGCGCCGGCGCCGCAGCUCUUCAGCGACGAGAACCCCAACGCUUGCUCCGUGAUGUGACGCCGCCGCCGGUGCGUGUCCUUGUUGCGUUCCGUCGGCGAGCUCACUGAUCCGCCGUCAGCUUUAACCUUAGCCAUCCGGCCGAGAAAGAAGAACUCGACCUGUACAUAUCGUCAAUGAGGAAUCAGCCUUAGUCCAGAGCCC
This is a messenger RNA of Zea mays, 1365 nucleotides long. RefSeq names its product metal ion binding protein. Gene Ontology annotation, molecular function: metal ion binding. Bases 103 to 1221 code for a protein of 372 amino acids. The transcript has 4 exons. Lineage: Eukaryota; Viridiplantae; Streptophyta; Magnoliopsida; Poales; Poaceae. The record is from RefSeq and is marked validated.